AUGGAAGAUAUAUUUCAGUGGUGUAGAGAAGGUAACGCCUUGCAGGUGCGAGUUUGGCUCGAUGAUACUGAACAUGAUAUGAAUCAAGGUGAUGAUCAUGGCUUCAGUCCCUUACACUGGGCAUGCAAAGAGGGCCAUAUCAAGAUUGUUGAGAUGCUCAUUCGGCGUGGUGCCCGCAUUAACGUCACAAACAUGGGUGACGAUACACCACUGCAUUUAGCUGCAGCCCAUGGCCACAGACCCAUUGUCCAAUUGCUGCUGCAAAACCGCGUCGAUGUAAACUUCACAAACGAGCACGGCAACUCGCCCCUCCACUACGCCUGUUUCUGGGGCUACAGCGCCAUCGCCGAGGAUCUGGUGCUCGCUGGCGCUUUGGUCUCGCUAGCCAAUAAGGACGGCGAUACGCCCCUGGACAAAACCAGGGGACAGAUGGUGCAAAGACUGCACGAGCUUGCCGUCCAGCAGGGUCAGGAUUUGAAGAAGAUCCAGUUCAAGGACCAGUCUUGGCUCGGCCUUAAGACCAGAAGUAGAGACGCGACCCUCUCCCGCCACAAGGGGAUCAACAUCAACGAGCUGGCCCUCCAUACACGAAUCGCCGUCACACCAUCAGGCGAGACCUGGCGCGGUCGCUGGCAGAAGAACGACAUUGUGGCGAAGAUAAUAGCGGUCCGCGAGUGCACGCCCCGCAUCCAGCGCGACUUCAACGAGGAGUUCCCCAAGCUUCGUAUAUUUUCGCAUCCCAACAUAUUGCCCGUGGUGGGCUGCUGCGUGUCGCCGCCAUCGCUGGUGGUGAUAUCGCAGCACAUGUCGUGGGGCUCGCUGCACGGGCUGCUGCACGGCGGCGGCGGCGGCGGCCGCGGCCGCGUGGUGGUGGACGCGGGCGCGGCGCUGCGGCUGGCGCGCGACGCCGCCGCCGGCAUGGCCUACCUGCACUCGCUGCAGCGCGACCGCGCCCUGCCCGCCUACCACCUCAACAGCCGCCACGUCAUGAUCGACGAGGACCUGACCGCGCGCAUCAACAUGGCCGACUCGAAGUUCUCGUUCCAAGAGCGCGGGCGGGUGUACGCGCCGGCGUGGAUGGCGCCCGAGGCGCUGCUCAAGCCCGCCGCCAAGCGGAACUGGGAGGCGGCUGACAUGUGGAGCUUCGCAGUCCUGCUGUGGGAGCUCGCCACCAGAGAGAUUCCCUUUGCGGACCUUUCUCCAAUGGAGUGUGGUAUGAAGAUCGCUCUUGAAGGUCUCCGGGUAACAAUCCCACCGGGGGUUUCCCCACAUAUCGCGAAGCUGAUCAAGAUCUGCAUGAACGAAGACCCCGGUAAACGACCCUCUUUCGAAAUGGUACUGCCCAUUUUGGAGAAGAUGAAGCGU
Messenger RNA from Iphiclides podalirius (scarce swallowtail), 1365 nucleotides. NCBI's taxonomy places the organism in Eukaryota, Metazoa, Arthropoda, Insecta, Lepidoptera, Papilionidae. The record is from the annotation of a GenBank genome assembly.